AUGUCUUCUGUCAGAGAACCCAAUGUCCCCAGGUAUGUUGCGCUGGAGAUCUACGUCGCCGGAGAUACCAGAGGCAACGAGGUGGCCAUGUAUGAACGCAUAAACUGGGUUGCUGCGAAGAUGAAUCCUCCUGGAUGCAGACAUAUUCGCAAGUUCAUCGCAUCCUUUCAGGUGCAAGGUUCUCGUGGGAAGUACGUUUGCAUCGUUCAAGAAACCCUAGGAAUUACUAUGGGCCGUCUCUUCUCCUACUCGAAUAAUAAUUCAUUCUCCAUAGACACUGAAAUCCUUUUUUCGGCACCUGCUUAUAUGUUUGGACCUUCUUCACGAACAGGCAGGGAUUAUACAUACAGAUCUCCAGCCUAA
Molecule: messenger RNA, 363 nt
Organism: Monascus purpureus
Lineage: Eukaryota; Fungi; Ascomycota; Eurotiomycetes; Eurotiales; Aspergillaceae
Source: the annotation of a GenBank genome assembly